AUGUUGGCGGCAAAUUAUCAAAACAACAAUAGCAAGCUGAACAUUUCGAAGGCUUCGUUUUCGUCUUGUGAACCAAACAAGGAAGAAGUAAGCAGCAUGCUUGAACAACAACAGCAACAACAACAAUCAUUGAAUGAUUCAUUGGGUGUUCUCUUGUUUCAUUCCUCAUCAUCAACAGCACCUCCUCCUCAUACAAACAAUAAUUCUUCUUCACCAUCCACUCCAACAAGGAGACAACCAUCUGCAAGAAAACAACAACAAAUUACUGAAUAUGAAGAUGACAUUGUAUUCGGAAAGGCUUUGGAAGUGUUGGAUCUCAAACAAGGAGUUAACAAGUCAAUUGUAUCAUCUGCUUCUGGUUCUGUUCAUUCACCUUUUAGUGUUGUUCAACAACAACAACAGAAUAAGGAAUGUUUUGGAGUAAAUACAAGUUCUCAAUUGAAUGGUGGUGGUGAUCCAUCAAGGAGGGCAGAGUUUAAUUCACCACUUCCUUCACUCUCUCCAAAGCCAUUUACUAAAUUAACGAGUCAGCUCUCUUCGUCAUCAUCCAAUUCGUCAUCUUCGAAUGGAUCAGAAGAGACGUUAUCUUCCAAUUCGAAUGAGGAUGGAAACUGUCUGUAUGGCAGUCCAAAGAAACCAAAGACACCCACCAAAAAGACAUUUGCAACCUAUGAUGGUUAUUUGACAUCUCAAUCUUUCAAUUCUUGCAAUUCUUCAAUGAAUUCAAUUAGUACGGGUGGUAGCAGAAUUUAUGAUCCAUCAACUUCACCAUCCAUUGUUGAAAGGAGAAGGAGUAGAACACUUGCCUCGUGUGAUGCCUAUCAAAAGACAAUAGAUGACUAUCUCCAUAUUCAAUGUAUUGAGAAUUAUAUUCCAACCAUUACUAAUAAUUCAACGAAAUGUAUACAGGUCACUUUGAAAAUUGAUUCCUACAUUAAGGGAUUCGAGAGUGAGGUACUGACUGAUUGUCAUCCAUUAGAGCACGAAUGUGUUUCUCCAACAUUAAGCAAGACAAAGAAGAAGGAAAAGCCACAAUUUGCGAGUGUGGUUGUUUACAAAAAGAAUUGUAAAAAUAAGAAACAUUUAGAAACAAUGUUCAAGACUAUGAUUCUUCCACCCAACUCUACCAUCAAUCUUACUCCAAACAGUUGUCAAGAUACAAUGUCUUUGACUGACGACUGUCAUAGCCCAGACUGUGUAAAGAAUGUAAAAAAGCACUAUAGUUACGAGAUUAUAUCCAAAGGAUUUGUCAAGGGAAAUUCGAGCCCUUCCCAAUCAGAUUUAUUUAUUCCAUCACCAUCUAGCAAUACAUACGAACAAGCAGAUGGCAUGAUGACUAGUAGCUCUUCAGAGAGCUCGUCCACCUCCUCACCAACACAAUCAUUCUUUGGCAGUAGCCAUUCCCUGAAUAGAAACCUCUCUGUAAAUGAAGAAACAAGACAAUGCACCACACCACCUCCAGACUCCUUCGUGUUGAUUAGAGAUCAAGAAUUUUUACACAUGAUUGGAGAAGAAUUUGUUGGUUUUAGCUGUUUCACUUAUGCUGCCAAGAAGAGAAGAAUUGACAUUCUGAAAAUGCUCUGUAAGGCACAACCAAGCAAGGUAUAUGAAAAUAUUCUCCUUGAUAUUGAGCAAUUAGAAAAGAUUAUAGAACUGAAAGACAAUGAUGUGAUUAAAAUCUUGAUCACUGCCCUCCAGUUCCACAUUGAAAAUGAAAGAAAUCAAAAUCUCAAAUUGGAAGAAGAGGGUCAAAAGAAGAAGAAACCAUCCCUUUCAAUCUUAUUGAAAAGACCACAUCACCACCACGAAGAUGAUGGUAUUGAAACUGAGGCAUUCAUUAGAAAAUAUGUUGCCAGAAAUUUCAUUUUCAUUGACAAUUUGAACGCAGUGAAGGUUAUUUUGGAAAUGAAUUUAGUCACAGUCCAAAUGGCAGCAAAAAUUGCUGCAACCAUGUCCAAGGUUAACACUUUAAGAUUCCUUCUCUCUAGAGAAUACAUCAAGCCAUGUGAUUACUUUGAGGGAGGUAAUGUACUCCACUGGAGCGUUCUCAAUAGAGCUUCAGAUGUCAUACAACUAGUUUGUGGAAUGAGAGCUACCAAGAAGGGCCACCGUGUUAAUGUGAAACGAGGUAGCUCCAGUCGACUUCAACCAUUCAAUGGCAUGACAGCAUUCGAAAUUGCCAAGACAGUCUAUGAUCAAAACAAAUUGUCGGAUGAGGAAAAACUGAUUUAUGAACAUUUACAACCAACCAAAGCAGAGCUUAUUAAGGGUGUUGUAGAAAUUGUUGUACAUAAAGUUAUUCAUUAA
This is a messenger RNA of Naegleria gruberi, 2307 nucleotides long. RefSeq lists its product as uncharacterized. The record is from RefSeq and is a predicted model, not a curated record. The transcript has 2 exons. Bases 1 to 2307 code for a protein of 768 amino acids. NCBI's taxonomy places the organism in Eukaryota, Heterolobosea, Eutetramitea, Acrasida, Naegleriidae.